Molecule: messenger RNA, 825 nt
Organism: Serinus canaria (Common canary)
Lineage: Eukaryota; Metazoa; Chordata; Aves; Passeriformes; Fringillidae
Product: forkhead box protein E3-like
Exons: 1
Coding region: 1-825 (274 amino acids)
Biological process (GO): regulation of transcription by RNA polymerase II; cell differentiation; anatomical structure morphogenesis
Molecular function (GO): RNA polymerase II cis-regulatory region sequence-specific DNA binding; DNA-binding transcription factor activity, RNA polymerase II-specific
Source: RefSeq, a predicted model, not a curated record
AUGGCCGAGAGCGACCCCGGCGAGCGGCUGGCGGCGGGCACGGAGCCUGGCACCGGGCCGGGCACCGGGCAGGGCACCGCGCCGGGCACCGAGCCCAUCACCGAGCCGGGGACCGAGCCAGGCACGGCGGGGGAGCUACAGAGACCUCCCUACUCGUUCGUGGCGCUGAUCACCAUGGCCAUCCGGGCCAGCCCGGAGCAGCGGCUACCUCUGAGCGGCAUCUACGCCUACAUCGCGGAGCGCUUCCCCUUCUACCGCGGCCCCGGCCGCCAGUGGCAGAACAGCGUCCGCCACAACCUCAGCCUCAACCCCUGCUUCCGACGGCUGCCCUGCCGCCACGGCCGCGCCGGCGAGUGGGUGCUGGACCCCGCUUUCCAGGACAUGUUCCCGGGGGGGAAUUACCGCCGCCGCCGCCGCCGCCUCUGCCGCCGCCCGGCCGCAUCGCCCCCGCCGCCCGCCGGGGUCCCCGCGGGCCCCGCCGCGCCCCGGGCCCCGCCGCCCUCCGAGAUACCCCCGGACCCCGCCGCGCCCUGGCUCCCGCCGCCCUCCGGGGUCCCCCGGGGCCCCGCCGAGCCCCCGCAGCUCCCCGAGAUCCGCCCGGGCCCCGCCGCUCUGUGGCCCCCGCCGCCCUGCCCGGUGCCGCCGGGCUGGCAGCAGGGGCCCUGGGCAGCGCUGGUGCUGCCCCGCCGGUGCCCGGAGCUGCCGGCCCGGAGCCCGGCCGUACCCCCAGGGCUGCCGCUCCCCGCCUGGGCGCUGCGCCCUGCCGAGCUGGACACGGCGGUGACCUGCGACCUGGGGGCCAGGCUGUCCCCCGCCUUCCGAUGA